AUGAGUGAAACAGCCACCAUUACCAGCAGCACCAGCAGCGGCCGUCCAGCCCUCGACCUCACCGAGACGAUUCCCUUGACGCGCACGCCCAACAUCCGCCUCCUCGGCGCCGCUGCCGCCGCCAUCACCACCAGCACCAUCACCACCAGCACCACCACCACGACGCACGAAUCUUUUCUCCUCUGCAAAAAGUUCAUCUACGCCACCUCUUGCACGCCCGCCACCGCCGUCUACCACAUCUCCACGCGCAACACGCGCAGCGGCAAGCCCUGGCAGCUCGCCCUCAGCCGGCUCCUCCCCAGCGAGACUCGUCUCCUCUCCUCCGCCUCCGCCUCCACCACCACCUCGCCCCUUCCCUUGAUCAAGUACGACGACGACCUCACCCUCUACACCGGCGAGAAGCUCGCCGUCCCCAUCAGCAUUGGCCAGAAGCCGCUGCUCUGUAUUCGCGGCCGCCGCGCCGGCAGCAGCAGCAGUAGCAGCAGUAGCAGCAGUAGCAGCACCAUCAUUGUCGAAAAGACGCUCGGCCGCAGCCGUACGUAUGAAUUCUGGCGCAUGACGCCGAUCCGGCGCCCACUCAACCAAAGAGAGGAGGAGCGGAUGCAGGCGCUCAUGCACAAGAGGGGGUAUAGGACGAGUGACGACUGGAGAAAGGAACUGGUGUACACGGCGCAGCAGGGCAGGGCUGGCGGCGCCGCGGCGGCGACGACGGAGUGGACGGACGAAAGGGGCGUCGUGGUGGCGAGGGAGAGUGAUGGGCAGCUGGUGAUGACGGGAGGGGCCGAGGCCGUGGAAGCGAGCGCGAGAGAUCUCCUCGUGGCGUGCUGGGCGUCGAGAAACUUUGUGCUAUCCAGUCGGGAGAAUGAGUCGGCAGCCGCGUAG
This is a messenger RNA of Beauveria bassiana ARSEF 2860, 882 nucleotides long. RefSeq lists its product as uncharacterized. The record is from RefSeq and is a predicted model, not a curated record. The transcript has a single exon. Bases 1 to 882 code for a protein of 293 amino acids. NCBI's taxonomy places the organism in Eukaryota, Fungi, Ascomycota, Sordariomycetes, Hypocreales, Cordycipitaceae.